CAUAACGCUUGAAUUGGAUCAAGCCAAGUCUAAGAAAAUAUCGCUCACUAGCCUUGACGGUAGCAUAUUUUGUGAAUGUAUUCGUUUUCUAAUCUCAUUGGCGAAAAUGAUUGUAGGUACAAGAGUUUUGUUUGGUAUCAUAGGAUCACUCGCCAUCAUAAACAACAGCCUUCUAUUGGUGGUAAUAUUUCGAAACAGAACACUGCUGAAGACUCCAUACAACAGACUAGUUUCGAGCUUGGCCAUUAUUGAUUUAAUAACAGGAAUUGGUAUUUUUGUUACUCCUUCGUACAUUAUUCGGACUGAUUCCAUCACAGCUCCAUCAGGAAAUUUUGGCCAGAUUUUCUGCAGAGUAAUCUACUCUCAGUACCUCGUGUUUACCAUGGGUAUAGUAUCAGUCUAUACAGUUGCAUGUAUGGCUAUGGACCGAUGGCUUGCUGUAGCUCGCCCAACCAAGUACAAAACAAUUUUAACGAAGCCGCGAGUAAACAUUUGUGUGUUGUGCAUAUGGAUGCUCUCUGUGCUUUUAAACACUCCUCACUUGAUGGAAAUGACAGUCACAACCGGUUCAGACAGUAAAGAGCAGUGUUCAUGGAUUGUUCUUACCGAAGGCACUACUAGAAGAGUUGUGGCUAUUUUAGAAUUUGUAGGAAAGUUUUUUCUUCCCCUUCUUGCCGCAGCCGUUACCAUGGUAAGUAUCUACAACCAUAUCAAGUCGUCACCGGCUCUAUUUCAAACAAAUAGAGGCAAGGCUGGUUUAAGGUUACUGCGGAUGUGUAUGUUAACAGCGGUCAUUCUUGGAGUGUGCUGGUUUCCCAACCAAUUAUAUUAUCUGUUGUUCAAAUAUGACAUAACUCAGCUGGACACGCCCUUGCAUCAUUUUACUGUUGUGAUGUGUAUGUUCAACUCGUGUGUCAACCCUCUGAUCUAUUGUAUUAGCAACAGGAUGUACCGAAGGUACUUUUCGCUUCUUUUGUGUCCAUGGCACAGGGCAAGGGUCACAGAGAUGGAAAUGACUGCGAGCGAUCGUGUCAGCGGGGUUAAUGGAUUUAGACCAACCCAAACCAUUGAACCGCUGCAGCAUGCGUAACAAACAUGACAAGUGCUUAACGAUAUUUCUGAAACGCAUACAUAACUGUGGAAGAAAGAAUUGAUAAACUAAGCCAGCUUUAGACUUGUCCUCUUUGAAUUGGUUUAGGUAAUUUCUUUUUCAAGAAGUAGGACUUUCUGGUUUACCCUUUUGUUAGGUAACCAGGAAAGCUAGCGUAUCCGCCAUAAAAGAAAAACGCUAUAAUUAUAUUUUCAAAGUAAGCUGGUUCAAAGUAUCUGCUGGGGCUAUUAUCUUUUUUUCUUGUGCAAGACACUCUCCUCUAACAGUGCUAUGAAAGAGGCGAGUUGUUAGAGACACGGGUCCCUAUCUACUGUUAAAAUAAUUUUGCACUUGUCUUGGAAUAAUGCCAUUUCCAAUAAUUUUCCUUUUCUCCUAAUUUUUGCCACAAGGUGUCACUGUAUCAUUCAGUUUGUCGACAUGGUUUUUUUAUGCUAUAUGGUUGC
Stylophora pistillata is the source of this 1554-nucleotide messenger RNA. RefSeq names its product allatostatin-A receptor-like. Gene Ontology annotation, cellular component: membrane. Lineage: Eukaryota; Metazoa; Cnidaria; Anthozoa; Scleractinia; Pocilloporidae. Gene Ontology annotation, biological process: G protein-coupled receptor signaling pathway. The record is from RefSeq and is a predicted model, not a curated record. Gene Ontology annotation, molecular function: G protein-coupled receptor activity.